CUCUACUGUGAAGAAUGGGAAGGAGUGGGCGCGCGCAGCUGUCACUCCCGGAGUUUUUCCUCCCCUCGUGCAGUCCGUCCGUUCAUCCGUGCCACGCUGAGAGAAAAGAGCCCCGAAUCUCGUGCCACUGUUCGCGUUCUCGGUGAUAUACCGCAAAAGAAAGAAUGGGAGGCAAGCUCAGCAGGAGGAAGAGUGAAUCUACUGCCGGGUCGGAGGGCGCUCCCGCCACCGACCCCGCCGCCGCGCCAGCAGAGGGCGCUGCCCCUGAGGAGGCCACUAAGGAGGUGACGGCAACUGCAGAGGAUGCGCCUGAGGCGACCUCGGAGGAGGCCAGUGCCGGACCCCUGGCGGGCGUCCUGGAGUCGAUGAGCCAGACGGUUCAGGAGACAGUGAGCGCGGCAACAGAGCAGGUGAGCGUGGCAACGGAGCAGCUCCCGACAGCCCUGCAGGCUCCCGUGGACGACGCCAUAAAGACCGCCUCGGACAGCGCCAUGGGCAUGGUGGAUUCCAUGAUGGCCGCCCUGAGUGUGAAGGAGGAGGCCAAGGAGGAGCCUGCUCCGGAACCAGAACCUGCUGCCAUUCCAGAGCCCACACCAGAACCAGCCACCAUUCCAGAACCAGUUUCCAUUCCAGAACCAGAGCCUGUGGCAGUUUCACAGCCGGAUCCAGAACCCGCUGCUCCUGAACCCGAACCCGCUGCUCCUGAACCCGAACCCGCUGCUCCUGAACCCAAACCAGUUCCUGAGCCUGAGCCGCUGGUGGCUCUGUCUGAGGAGCCCGCCCCUGAACCCGCUGCCCCCGAACCUGCGCCUGCCUCUGCCCUGGACGACCUGAUGGCCGAGCCUGUUCCAGAAGCGCUCAUUCCCACCCCCGAGCCAGUCCUGGCUGCUGUAGAUGACCUGGCCCUGCCCGAGGUGCCCAGCCCCCCUGCGGAGGAGGAGCUCCCCCUGCCCACAGAGGUGGCCGACAGCAUCCAGGACACGCUGGAGCAGUGCGCGGAGAGCUCCCCGCUCGACAACCUCCAGCAGGUGACCGGACUGAAAGUGGACUUGAGCCCUGCCGACGACGGGAUGCUGGUCCCGAUGACCUGGCGGGCGUGGCUGGGGAAGCCCUCACAACCGCCUCCGGCAUCGCCAACGACCUCAUCUGAGCACAGCACUGUGCAUACACACACACACACACACACACACACACACACACACACACACACACAGAGCCCUCCCCCUCCUACACACACUACAGGACUGAAGAGUGCGCGUGUGUGUGUGUGUGUGUGAGCGGUUUAGACGUAGUGUGACGUUUUAGUUCUGUGAGUAAUGACGUUGGGUUCAGUGAGGGCUCGGUGGCCUGG
Messenger RNA from Alosa alosa (allis shad), 1351 nucleotides. Its product is annotated as E3 ubiquitin-protein ligase RNF12-B-like. Lineage: Eukaryota; Metazoa; Chordata; Actinopteri; Clupeiformes; Clupeidae. The coding region runs from base 165 to 1277 and encodes 370 amino acids. The record is from RefSeq and is a predicted model, not a curated record. The transcript is spliced from 2 exons.